Molecule: messenger RNA, 3630 nt
Organism: Danio aesculapii
Lineage: Eukaryota; Metazoa; Chordata; Actinopteri; Cypriniformes; Danionidae
Gene: slain2
Product: SLAIN motif family, member 2
Exons: 10
Coding region: 237-2060 (607 amino acids)
Biological process (GO): microtubule nucleation; positive regulation of microtubule polymerization; cytoplasmic microtubule organization
Cellular component (GO): microtubule plus-end
Source: RefSeq, a predicted model, not a curated record
UCUCAAAGAUUUCCCAGUUAGCGACUGGCGGACAGUAAAGAUGGCGCCGGAGCUUACGGUGUGUUCGAGUGCGACGAGAAGAUGACGACGAUAAGAUUAGUAACUUUCGAGCCGCGUCGUUGACAGUGCUCCACUUAACGACCCUGCGACAGAGGCUCGCGAACUUGCUGACUUUGGCGGUAGUUGAACAAGCCUAACGGACACAACCGGCGCGCGGACAGACCUUUGCUUCUGCCAUGGAGGAUAUCAACUCAAACAUAAACGCGGACUUGGAGGUGCGGAAACUCCAAGACUUAGUGAAGAAACUCGAGCAGCAGAACGAACAGCUCCGGAGCAGAUCCAGUUUACUGUCCUCUUCCUCCCCUGGCGGAAACACCAGACCGGUGAGCGCUGGGUUUGACUCCCCGGGAGCGGCAGCGGCACUCGCCGGGUUUACAGGGGUGGGGUUCGGCGGAUCGAGGGGUUUCGAUGGGGCUUUGAAGAACUCCAGGCUGAGCCCAAGACGAUCAUAUCACGGCAGCAAUUACGGAGAUUAUGAUAGUGACAGCGGUUCAUUUACCACCUCGAACGCGAGUUUCACGUCUUAUUACAACGAUUCUUUGGAUUAUAUCGAGGACGGAGAAACUUCAGUGCUGGACGAGGUGGAGGUCCUCGAUUUGGAGGACAUGGAUUGCCUGAACGAAGAGGAGGACAGCUGGUUGUAUGAGGCGAAAUUGAACAGUCCUCUACAGAAAACCUUGAGUCCUAUCGUGUGGUGCAGGCAGGCUCUGGAUAACCCCAGUCCUGAUAUGGAGUCUGCCAAACGCUCUCUCUUGCACAGACUCGACCUCACCAUGUCAGGAAACAAGCGGAGGAGUCUAUAUAACAGCUCCUACAGUCCUCAAGUGGGCUACGGAAGCCCGUACAGCACAAACACAGCAAAUAGUCCCUACAGCAGUGGCUUCAACUCCCCGUCCUCCACGCCAUCUAGAGUGCCUAUCGUCAAGCAGCUCGUCCUGCCUGGCAGUACAGGUCACCAGCGUGGAUCGAAUGACAGAAAUGCACAGGCAGUGAGCCCACAGUCCUCAGUGGACAGUGAGUUAAGCACAUCAGAGAUGGAUGAAGACUCUGUCGGUUCAUCAACCACAUAUAAACUCAAUGACGUCACAGACGUGCAGAUACUCGCCCGCAUGCAGGAAGAGAGUUUAAGGCAAGAAUAUGCUGCAACAGCAUCACGCCGUAGCUCUGGUUCAUCUUGUCAGUCUUUGCGACGAGGAACUCUGAGUGACCAGGAGCUGGACGCACAGAGCCUAGAUGAUGAUGAAGAGGCCGUGCACCACUCCUUCCACACACCUGUCAACCGCUUCAGUCCCUCUCCCCGACACUCACCCCGCGUCUCCCCCAGGAACUCGCCCCGAUCACGCUCACCCGCUCGCUCUUUAGAGUACAGCCGUGGGUCUCCCCAAAAUAUAAUCAGCCGCCUUCAACAGCCCAGACACUCUCUACAGGGUCACGAUACCCAAACCAACGCCAUUAAGAAUGAAGAAAAACUGAGGCGGAGUCUCCCUAACCUCACACGAUCCAGCUCUGGGUCGACUGCAGAGCAAGUCAAAAACAGCCGGAGCUGCGAGUCAAAUCUGCAAGUGCCAAAUGGAGGGUCACCCCGACACCAGAGUCAGUCUGCCAAGUCAGACCACAGGCUCUCUGCACCCGUUCGGUCUUCUCCAAAACCAAAAGAGAGACUCCAGAGCCCUACUUCUCUACGAGUUCCUCUCUCGUGUUGCUUUGGAGAGGAAGCAGAUUUCAUGCCCUCUUCCAGUAAGUUGCGGACUCCUGCUGCUCCGUCACCCUUGGCUCUUCGUCAGCCCAUGAAGGUCAUGUCUAAUCAUGGUUCAGGCGCAACCACACCCACCCGCUCAAUGGCUCCGGCUCGCAGUGGUCUGCCCCGCCCCUCCACCAAUGCUAGUGGAGGUUUACCAGUGCCUCGCAGCAAACUGGUCCAGCCUGUGCGCAGGUCUCUGCCAGCUCCAAGGACAUACAGUGGUAUCAGAGAUGAGAGCUGGAGAGAGGGCUGCUACUGAAGCACAAACGGGCUUUCAGUUCAACAUGGCACUUUAUAGAGAUACGUCUUUAACCCCCACAAAAAGGAGACUCAUUCUUCCAAACAAAUAAUUCUGUCCUCUUUUAGUUGGCAUUGCAGAGCUCUCAUCCCAACAGGAUAGAUGUGAAAGGCAGGCUGGACGCCAUCGAAUGCCAAAGAAACCGAAUGGGAUUUGCCCUCACCUACCAAACCGCACCUGUAUCGCAAACGGCUCGAAAUCCACAAUCCUGCUUGCAAAUCCCCCAAAACCCACCACAGAAGAACAUCGAGAAACUAUUUUUUUUUCUUGUAACAAAAUUAGUGGUGAUCCCUUGUAAGCACAUGCAGAUUGACCUUAAUUUUUGGCUCAAGCGAGAAAGUAUGUUGACACAAUCCACAUGGCAAUUACGUUCUGUCUGAAUGUCUUUCAUAUCUAUGUGACCUCUUAUUUAUUUGAAAUCAUUAUUUAAAAUAUUCUUUCAAAGAGUAUUCACACAGUAUUCGGUCUUUAUAAAUAUGUAUGUUUACUAAUCUUUAUUUUUCUGCUUUUUCUUUUUUGAAUGUCAUUGUUAAACCUCAACUGCAAAGCUACCUUUCCAAAGCAUUUUUAAUGUCUGAAUAAUGGAUGCAUUUCAGAGAUUUUGAACUGAUGUUUUUAGUUUAAGUCCUCAGAUAGACAGCAGUUAGCUUUUGCUCAUUCAUAAGGAAUCUGUCACAAAAGUCAAGGAUCAGUGAGAAAUCAAAUUUCAUGAAAUUUCUUAAGUUUUUAUGUCCUGUAUGGAAUUUGGGGAAUUCAUAGAAUAUAAAUGCCUGAGAUAAAUUUCAUUAGGUGAACUGUUGUAUUGUCAAACUUUGUUCAUUGGUUGAUGUCCCGGUGAUAAUGUCUAGGUGGCAAGGAUCAAAAAAAAAAAAAAAAGAUGUGGAUAUGUGGGUAAAGUGUAGUGCUUCUGUACUAUUAAUUUCGGAAAAUUCCUGGUCAUGUAAUUUGUUGUCAUUCUCAGAGUGAAAUAACUGAUUAAAGGCCAAGAAUGAAAAAGGUGUUUACUGAUAACCGAAUGGCAGUGCCACCUGAACAUAUGAAAAUGACAUCUUGCUGCACACUAGCAUACGUUUGAGACUGCGCAAGUUUGUUUAAAAUGAGUGCCUAUAAUUUAUGAAAUUCUGUGAUAGCUACAAAUGUUAUUUUUUUGGUUUGUGUCAAUUGCUUUAUUUGCCAAUAUAAUUUACUUCAGGGUUCUUUGCAUUUCUUGCUCAAGUUUUGUUUGAUUUUUGUAAUUGCUUUGAUAACAUUUAUAUUUGCUUUUUGUAACAAAGGUAUGUUAUAAACAGCCCUUGAUAUUUAUGACGAAAUACUAUGCGCGCUGAUAAGAGGCUUAUUUAUUGAAAGGUGAGAUGCCUCCGUGUGCUGAGAUAUAGACUUAGUGGGAUGCUUGAGCCUAGUAUGGUCAUGAAUACAUGACACAAACAUUUUGUGGAUGUUUUUUUUUUUUGGUAAAGACUUUUAUAUCUCCACAAACAUGAUGCUCGGUUUCCCCUGCGUUACAUCAUUUCAAAUAAAAGUUGAAAACUCA